AUGGCCGACAACUUUCCUGCGGAACUGGUGCGGAAAGUGUUGCUUCACGUCAAAACAGAUCUCGAUGUGUCUCGGCCUCAACCCUUCCUCCUCAAGACGUUCACUGUCUGCAGGCUCUGGCGUGACAUAGGCUAUGAGUUGCUCUAUACCGAUAUAUCAUUGACAAGGGCUCAGAUCGCAAAGUUUGUGGAAUCCUCGUCUGCCGGUCAAGCAUUCACUCGCUCCCUUAGCAUCCGCAUUUCCUACACGGAAUGGCCUUACCGCAAUCCUGACAGAUUGCUCGAUGUCUGUUCGGCAGCCAGUCUGAAGAAAGUCAUACAGCCCAUACCUCAGAUCGUACAGGCCAUGGUACGACUGGAGAGUUUCAGUUUGGUAGCCUCAGCGCGUGCAAGAGUGCGCCUGCCAUUGUGCAAGGCAGUGGAGAGUACAAUUCCAGAGAUCCUGCAAGCGUUGCCGAAGUCGCUGAAGCAUUUGGAACUCGACGCUGGUGAUGCCGAUUUUCAGCAAUGCUUGCCACCCUUGGUGCACCCCUGCUUCUGUCGUUCAUUGAGAGAGAGAAUGCCCUCGUUAUCCAACCUGCGUCUCCGGGUUUCCAGACUGUGUGGAGAGCUUUUUAAUACGAGCCCUGUCGAAUUCCCAGAGGACACAAACGUCAGGCCCAGGAACGAUGCAAUGGGAUGUACGAUACUCAUCAACACCAUCGAAUCUAGUACCCGCCGCCUCUCCUAUGCUAGACCCCCCUUACAAAAUCCCAUUGCGGCCAACAAUCUUCGAGAUCUCGCUUCCAUUGCUCAAUCAUCUAUCGCUAAGGGCAGACUUCAAAACCUGCAGCGGCUCUCGUUCUUUACAUUAAGACGAGGACUCGUAACAGACCCACUGUUUUCCGCUGUAAAUGAACUAGUGUUGGCUCCAGCCACCAGAACGUUGAGAUAUCCAUUUGAGGAUGCUACUUUUUUGCGUUUCCAGGAACCGGAUGGCUCACAGAUGGAAGCUUGGGGCCAGCUGGAUGAUCUCAUGGAUCUCAUAGAGGGCCGAGUCUGGGUCGAGACGGCUGAAAGAUACAGGCUGCCCCGUGUCUACUUGAAGCAAACACCGCGAUUUGCUUCAUCCGUGGUCAUGAAUAAAGUUGUAGUUCUGAACGGGCCAUUUGGGGCUCGACUCCGGGGGGCAUUGUCUGUCCACGAGAAAGCCGAAGGUCGUCAACUUCUGCGGGUGCAGGAAAUCCAAGGCUUGAGGGUCGGGUUCGUGAAGCGGGAUCUGACAACAAAGGAAUUAGAGAAUGCACUGGAGGCAGGGAAUGCCGUUGUGCUGGCUGCUGGAGAUGAAAAUGGAGACGAUGUCUGGAUUCCGUGA
Molecule: messenger RNA, 1353 nt
Organism: Cladophialophora psammophila CBS 110553
Lineage: Eukaryota; Fungi; Ascomycota; Eurotiomycetes; Chaetothyriales; Herpotrichiellaceae
Exons: 1
Coding region: 1-1353 (450 amino acids)
Source: RefSeq, a predicted model, not a curated record